AUGGAGAAAGCUAGGGAAAACUCUGGAGGGAGCGCCAGGCUGGAGGAUGAACUCAGCUGUCCCAUCUGCCUGUGCCUGUACAGGAACCCAGUGUCGCUGAGCUGUGGCCACAGCUUCUGCAAGCAAUGCAUCCAGAAGACUCUGGGAGCCCAGCAACAAGCCAAGGCUCCUUACAGCUGCCCCAUGUGCAAGCUCCACUUGGGGCCCAUCCUGGAGCUGCAGAAGAAUUUCCAGCUGUGCAGCAUCGUGGAGACAUUUCUGAGCACCACUUCCAAAGGACAACAGGGCGAGGGCUCCAAAGAGGCGAAGACAGAAGAGGUUCCCUGUGACUAUUGCCUCGAUGGGUCGCAGCCGGCGGUGAAAACCUGCCUGGGGUGCAACGCAUCCUUGUGCCAGGCCCAUCUGAGCAAACACAAUGCCAAGGCUUCCCAGCAGGACCAUGUGCUGGUGGAGGUGGGCACAGGUGGAGCAGCAGAGGAGAGGAGGUGCCCAGAGCAUGGCAGACUGCUGGAGUGCUACUGCCGGGACGAGGGGCAGAACAUCUGCACCUUGUGCUUCAUCACAGGCUCCCACAAGGGCCACAACAUCAUCACCGUGAGGGAGGCACAGGAUGAGCAGCUGACCAACACAAAAACACUGACUGCUCAGCUGCAAAAGCUGUUUGAAGACUUGAAGGCAGACGUGAUUCAGAAAGAGAAGAAGAUAUUGAGUGACAUUCAAGCUCAGGAGCAGAAACAACUGGCAGACAUUAGCAAAGUCAAGAAGGAAAUUGAGCAGAGGAGAGAGGAGGCUGAGCAGAACCUUCAGGCUCUGCAGAAGAUGAGAGAGCAUACAGAUGCAUUCCUCUUCCUCAAGGAAUUCAGACUGGCCUCUAAGAGGAUUGCAAGUCAGAACUGGACAGUCGAGAGGAAGAACAUGGCAGUGAUGCAGGUGGAUCAUGCCAAGAUUGCCAGCUGCCAAUACCUGAUGCAAACCUUCCUGG
Molecule: messenger RNA, 982 nt
Organism: Acanthisitta chloris (rifleman)
Lineage: Eukaryota; Metazoa; Chordata; Aves; Passeriformes; Acanthisittidae
Product: E3 ubiquitin/ISG15 ligase TRIM25-like
Exons: 4
Molecular function (GO): zinc ion binding
Source: RefSeq, a predicted model, not a curated record